GCCGGGACCAGAGGAGGGAAGGAAGGAAGGAAGAAAGGAAGGAAGGAAGGAAGGAAGGAGGAGAGGAAGGAAGGAAGGAAGAGGAGAGACAAGAGGCGAGAGGCGAAGAGUGGAGAAGAGGGAGGACGGAAGGCAGGAGCCGAGCAGGACGCGCAGGCAGGCGGCGAGGAAGGCGCUCCUGCGGCAGCACCCGAAGGCCGGAGUGGGGACCCGCGUACCUCCCGCCGCUCCUCGGAUGGUGACGGGGCCUCGCCGCGGCUGCAGCCCCCCCCGCGCCCCGGCUCCGCAGGCCCGCAGCGCCGGAGCCCCGCAGGAAUCAUGCCCAGGUCCUUCCUGGUCAAGAAGGUCAAACUUGACACGUUCUCCUCGGCAGACCUCGAGAGCUCCUACGGGCGCGCCCGCAGCGACCUCGGCGUGCGACUGCACGAGAAAGGAUACCUCAACGACUACGCGGGUCCUGCCUCCGUCUACGAUGGCGACACCGAGGCGGCCUUGCUUAAAGGGCCGUCCCCGGAGCCCAUGUACGCUGCGGCGGUACGGGGGGAGCUGGGCCCGGCGGCCGUGGGCUCGGCGCCACCGCCCACCCCGCGCCCGGAGCUGGCCACAGCGGCUGGCGGCUACAUCAACGGCGACGCCGCCGUCAGCGAGGGCUACGCGGCUGACGCCUUCUUCAUCACCGAUGGGCGCUCGCGCCGCAAGGCUGCCAACGCCAACGCCGCCGCCCCCUCUACGGCCUCAGCCCCCGACGGCGACGGUGGAGGCGGGGCUGUGGCAGGUGCGCGCGCUGUAGGGUCUGGCGGCCGGGCUAGCACGCGCGCAGGCACUGAGGCCCGCGCGGGGGCCGGGGCUGGCGGUGCAGGGGGCCGGCACGCCUGCGGUGAGUGCGGGAAAACGUACGCCACGUCGUCGAACCUGAGCCGCCACAAGCAGACGCACCGCAGCCUGGACAGUCAGCUGGCGCGGCGCUGCCCGACGUGCGGCAAGGUGUACGUGUCCAUGCCGGCCAUGGCCAUGCACCUGCUCACGCACGACCUGCGCCACAAGUGCGGCGUGUGCGGCAAGGCCUUCUCCAGGCCCUGGCUGCUGCAGGGCCACAUGCGCUCCCACACCGGCGAGAAGCCCUUCGGCUGCGCGCACUGCGGCAAGGCCUUCGCCGACCGCUCCAACCUGCGCGCGCACAUGCAGACGCACUCGGCCUUCAAGCACUUCCAGUGCAAGCGCUGCAAGAAGAGCUUCGCGCUCAAGUCCUAUCUCAACAAGCACUACGAGUCGGCCUGCUUCAAGGGCGGCGCUGGCGGCAGCGGCCCUGCCGCCCCGGCCGCGCCGCAGCUCAGCCCGGUGCAGGCUUAGGGCGGCGGCGCCUCGGUCAGCUGGGUCGGCUCUCAGCAAUGUGGGCCCCCGGGGAAGUUUCCGCCGGCGCUCGGGUGGAGGGGCAGGAGGGUGGGCCCCUCCUCACAGCAAUAGGGGGAGGGGGCCCCGCCCCGCCCGACAGGGGCCUCGCCGGCCCCUUCAAGCAAUAGGGUCCCGAGGGGAGACCCACCCCGAGCUCCCUCCCUUCCCCUUCAGGGUGCCCCAGGCUUUUUCCCAGCAAUAGGGUCGAGGAGACCCGGAACCGAACCUCAUCUCCGAGUUAGGUUUCUGAAAACGGGGGCGGGGUGAGGCAGGGAGAGCCCCUCCUCCCUCAUCUGCGCCCCCGGAUCUUGUCGCAGAGACUCAGGUCUUCCCCGCCCCUUCCCGAGCCUUCCAGGGUCGGGCCUGCGGCCUAGACGUCCAGGGAGCCGGUCCCGCCCCAGCAGCAGGCCCGGAAGGAGCAGGAGCGCGGCCUGCCGAGGCCUCCCUGCGCCUCAGUCUUCGCUGACCCCCGGAGUGUUAGACGCACCGAGGACCGGGAGGGAGGAGGACAGCGGCACCCUUUUCCCUCGGGUUCCUUCUGGGGCCUCAGUCCGAGCCGCUCUCUCACCCUCGCCUCGCGUCCUCUGCCAAAUCGAAUUCUUCCAGCCCUGCUUCCCGGGCUCUGUCCUCCAUAACGAAUAUAAUGACGCAUAUCGAAUCGCAUGGACUUAUCCGACCU
Messenger RNA from Artibeus jamaicensis (Jamaican fruit-eating bat), 2071 nucleotides. RefSeq names its product scratch family transcriptional repressor 1 (gene SCRT1). The coding region runs from base 319 to 1350 and encodes 343 amino acids. The transcript has 2 exons. NCBI's taxonomy places the organism in Eukaryota, Metazoa, Chordata, Mammalia, Chiroptera, Phyllostomidae. Gene Ontology annotation, molecular function: DNA-binding transcription factor activity, RNA polymerase II-specific; RNA polymerase II cis-regulatory region sequence-specific DNA binding. The record is from RefSeq and is a predicted model, not a curated record. Gene Ontology annotation, biological process: regulation of DNA-templated transcription.